This is a messenger RNA of Colletotrichum truncatum, 1371 nucleotides long. RefSeq lists its product as uncharacterized. NCBI's taxonomy places the organism in Eukaryota, Fungi, Ascomycota, Sordariomycetes, Glomerellales, Glomerellaceae. The record is from RefSeq and is a predicted model, not a curated record.
AUGGCAUCGGACCUACCCGUCGAGCUGGUCGAGCUUAUCUUUUCCAACUCCUCCUCUUCCAUAGAAACUAUCAAAACCCUCCGCCUCACAUGUCGUGCCUACGCAAAUUUAGGCUUCCCGUACCUGUUCAAGCCAUGUUUUACCUAUCUUUACUGGCGAGGCGGUGAUGAUGCGCGGCGUCUGGAGAGCUGGUCCCGGCAUGCCCGCCUGCGCCGCCUGCUCCGCUUGCUGACAAUCAACCUCUCUCAGAUGGACGAGUACACUGGGCGGCACUCCUCGUUCUUUCAGUACUGGGCCAUGAUGCCCGAGGAUAGAGAUGCGGUGCUGAGGGCAGGGUGGGGGGAGUACUAUGACAAGGAAGCCGGGCGGAAGGCGGCGGGUUCGACCUUUGAGAGGGAUGGAGUGGGGUUGCCUGCGGCCAUGGGCAUGUUCGAGGCUCUUGAGAAUGUGAGAGUCGUUUUCAACGAAUGUCCUUACGAGAAUGACGUCUUGAGGAGAGCAUUCUCGGAUCCAUCCUCUAGACGGUUUGAACCAGCGCAGGCAAAAGAGACAUUUGAGCUUUUAACAAGGAUGUUGGCCGAGUGUGUGCAUCUGAAGCGGCUGGAUAUCGAUCGCUUUCCCAUGACGAUGCGGCCGUCAGUUGAUAUUGAGAAUCUUUGGGGGGCCUUUGCGAGCAGCACCGGCAGACGACUGGAGGAGAUCAAGCUGGCACUGGACUUUUCGGGGCUCGAAGGUGGGGAGUUGCCCGGGCAGACGUACUCUGGUUGGGGCGAGUCUGUGGGGGCGUUAUUGAUGGAUUGUUGGAGUGUGAAGAAGCUUGCGAUUUCGAAACAUUACUACACCCCGCUGAAAGCUCGAAGGCGGAAGACUAGCAGGCUGAAUCACUUACUUCUGCGGGACAACCCCUUCCAGCUGACGGAUCUGAAGCUCGAGGGGUUUGCGGCGACGGGGGAAGAGUUGUUAAGCUUUGUGACUCGUCAAGUGCCGACUUUGAGAAGGUUGAGGCUUGGUGGAAGGGGAGUUGCGAACCCGAGGGAGAAAUCAAGAGGCGGUAUCUGGUUAGAGGAGGGGACCUGGUUCGCCUUCUUUUCAGGGUUGAAAGAGGCAUUGAGGGAGGAAAAGGGAGUGCUGGAACGUGUGCAUCUUGAGGGUGACUUUGGACAAGCUGACGAGACUGAGUUUGAGAUAGACGAUCACAUUCAGACUGUAUUCGAGACAUACGACUUCUAUCCUACGAAUAAUGAUGAAUGGGAAGCGGUGGAAAGGCCCAAGUGGUUGAGCGGGAGCGUUGCUGAGACUGCCUUGGACGGGGUGGUGUUUGAACAGUACGUUCUUGGGGAUACCAUGCCUUACCCGGGUUUCUUUCUCUGA